AUGAGUUUAAUCGUACCUCAGACGUUUAUGUUUGAUUCGCAAAAUACGAGCGAUAAUGGAGAUAAAUCACCAUCGUUAAAAUCUACUUAUUCAUCCGUAACAUCCAAUCCGCAUCAGAAAUAUUCACGUUCAUCAUCGUUGAACCCUUCGCUAUACAAUCGAGCAUCACGUUUACAAGCAGGACCAUCAUUAGUCGAUCUGCCAAUCGAUACCAGCGAUGAUGAUAACGAUUUCGAUGAUAACGCAUCCGCGAGAGAUAAUUACCGUUUUGCUCCCCAGAUUAUACGUAAACGACAUUCGAGACAGAAUUCCUUCCAAGCAACUGCAAGUUAUUUUCGUCUAUCCACACGUAAAUCCGAACCUUUGGUUAUUCAAGCACCGCCACCGGGAGCUAUUUCCAUUGCCGCACGGCGAUCUUCAUUUCAAAACAAUGGUUAUCUCUCAAUUAUUGAUAAUCACGCAAUUUCAGCAGCAGCCAAUGACCACAAAGAUAUUCGCGGACAAACACUGCUGCAUCUUGCUGCUCGUCUUGGUCAUGAUGAAAUCAUGCGUCUCCUUAUAAGUGAAACAUCGCAAGCAAGCAUGCUAAUGAAUACCAAAGGACAAACACCCUUGUUAUCAGCAAUCGAAGCCGGCUCAAUAUCCACAGCAACUCUACUCAUGGAAUCUGAUCCCAGAUCAAUUGUUGCCAGUGAUAAUAACGGUUCGAGCGUAUUUCAUUAUGCUUGUGAGCAUUGUAACGAUGUUGUCUUGAAUCGUGCUAUUGCUCUAUCGAAACGAUUGAACUCAACGAGUGAUCGAAUAACGGCCUUGCGUCGAAUCACUGAAAGAAAUCGUGACGGUAAAACUCCGUUCGACAUAGCCAUAGAGAAAGGUCAAUUGAAAUGUGUUAAACAUAUCGUUUUAUCUUCUUGGCUAGAAGCAAAUAUUGACAUGCGAGAAUUGAUUGAUGCUGUUUCAAUGAAAAAUGCGAUCGAUCAAGAACAGUUAGAUAUUUUAACAUUUUUUGUUUCGCAACCCAAACGUUUUGCUUACAUUAUUCAUCUAUUAGUCAAUGUUAAUGGUCGAUAUUUUAAUUUGUUAGAAUAUGCAAUUCUAUUGAAGAAAAAAGAUAUCGUUCGGUUAUUUAUCAGCGUUCGUAUUCCAAUUGAACAAUAUAACUUCCGUUAUCAAUACAAACAGUUCUUAAAACAUUAUAAUGAACCAUUUGCGCAGAAUAAUGCGUCACCUUUUUAUCAAACACCUAUACAACGUAUGUUAACAACACCUGAAUGUGUUCCAUUAGUCCCAUUGAUAUUAGAACAGUUUGUUAGCAAUCACGGAAUUGAUUUAUCGAUUGUUGAUGAUUGUUUGUAUGCACGGCCGACGAAAAUGCGAUGUAUUUUCGGACGAACGAAACAUUUUUCAACAGAUAAUUGGCUUCAACAGCAUCCACUAACUCUCAUUGCAAAGGCAGAUUGCAAAGAUGUAUACGAUCACCGUUUAGUUCGCUUAUGCGUCGAUUUAAAAUUUAACUUAUUCGGCAAUUUUCUCUAUCUACUUAUUCUUUGCUGUCAAUCAACGUAUGUCGCGCUGUACACAGGCAUCGCAUUAGGUUCGCCAACGCCAUCGGAUCAAGGUACAAAUUAUUAUCAAAUGGUCAAUUAUUCAUGUUACGAUCUAUGCAUCACAUUGGCCAACGAUCCGAACAAUCCAGCAACGGAUAAUUCCGCACUUCGUGCACUAAGAUUAAUAUUAUUGGUUCUAUCCGGCUUUGCGCUAUUGAAAGAACUUUUUCAAAUCUUAACACAGCGCGAAAAGUAUUUCCGACGGUUUUAUAUCAAUUUAAUCGAAUUACAUAUGUAUGUCAGCGCAAUAAUCUACUCCGUUGAUGUCAAUGAAUGUACACGUCAAACGGGUAUUCGUUGUUCUGCUCAAUGGAUGGCUGGUGGCAUUGGUUUGUUAUCCGUGUGGACAUCGUUAUUAUUAGUUGUGAUGAAUGGGAUUAAAUUCGGUAAACAUGGUUUGUUAUUUAUAACUGUCUUUGUUACAUUUCUGAAAUUCAUUGCCGUGUACUUCAUGAUAUGGAUUGGCUAUAUCUUGGCAUUCUAUAUGCUUUGCAAAGAUAUUCUCGAGCAGUUUCGAUUCUUUAAUUUCAUACCGAAACUGUUAGUCAUGUUCAUUGGAGAAUACGAUUUGGGAGGAACGUUUUUUCCCAAUAAUAAACUCAUGCCCGGCGCUGAAGGUGCUUUGAUACUUUACAGCGCAUACAUAUUCACCAUGUUUAUUGUUAUGAUGAAUAUUAUGGGUGGCUUGGCUGUUGCUGAUGUCAAAGAGUAUCGUUUGAAUGCAAAACGGGAACAUUUACGGGCGCGUAUUGGUGUUGUACUAGGAUUUCAAGCUCGAUUAGGUGGAUUUUGCGAAACCGUUGGUACAAUCAUUCGGCAGCUAUCACGAAAUCUUCGUUUUAUGAGUGUUUGGGAAAAGCUGAAUCUUAUUCCAUUGAAAUAUCAUCUACGUCGAUUGGAAAUUCGUUCAAAUCCUAUCAAUAUUCCACAUAAUCUUAACCCAACGUACUUCUCUUCGUUGACACCUUUGACACGCCGUGACGGUGUGACUUUGCCUCAGUCGGUUUCCUCAACAUCAACAGCAACUAUGGGAGUAUUUGAACAAGUGUAUACGGAAACAGGAUAUUAUUAUCAUCAUGACACUACACGUGACGAAAGUCUUUUCAACGAAGAAGAAAAUACACGUCUGAUACGCAAGACUGAAGAAAUCCGUGAUGUUAUCGAAGAGUCAGGUACGCGUACGUAUAACGAAAUGAGAAAAAUGGCAUUGAGCUUACAAAAUGAACUGGAAGAUAUCAAACGAAGACUAACUCAACAAUAA
This is a messenger RNA of Adineta ricciae, 2868 nucleotides long. Lineage: Eukaryota; Metazoa; Rotifera; Eurotatoria; Adinetida; Adinetidae. The record is from the annotation of a GenBank genome assembly.